GCUGCUGCUUGCGGCGGCCGCAUCCGUUUGCGAUGGAAACACAGUGUUUCAACUACAACGCAACAAGCAACUCUCUAAGUCCAAGUGCUCAAUUAGCGGAUAAGCGUAUCCCUAUCCCAAUGACCGCCCGCAAAAGGGGGGCAGCUCAACUGCUGUUUUUGUUCACAUUUCUGCUCCUGCUCGAUUGGCCCAGCGCUUUGGCCUUGACGAAAUUUAACAGUUAUGCGGCACAAUGCAGAAAGCGAACGGAUCUGCGCAAGAAAUGCCCAAAUGUGCGCGCCAUAAGGAACUUCAAUCUGACCGAGAUGAUGGGCAAGUGGCAUGUGGUGCAGUAUUAUGCAUCCACUGAGGAACUGCCGGAAUAUGCCUGCAUGCGCAGCAAUUUCGCCUUCUCCAUUGAGGAUCGGCAUAUAACAAUGAACUUUAGCUAUAUCUUUGCGGAGGAUCCGUUACGCGAAAAACUUCAGGGGAAUAUUACGUGGCUAAUACCGGAUCCCGAGACUCCGGGUCACUGGAAGCACACAGAGGAUAUAUAUGAGGGCGUCUAUAAUACAUAUGUGCUGGACACGGAUUAUGCCAAUUGGGGUCUAAUUAUGCACUGUGCCGAGAAGAAGAAGCAUUCACGUUAUUUAUCCGCAUUGCUCUUGUCCCGGGAGCAGACAUUGGGCGAUAAUGUUAUAACUUUUUUGAGGGAGAAAUUGCCGCGUUAUUGUAUCGAUUUGUCGUUCAUGUUUCCGAUUAAUCAAACAUCGUGCGAGCAUCUGAUGGAGUCCAGCAAGGAUGAUCCACUGGCGUAUAUUAUCAAUGGACAGCAGAGUGAGACGGACAGCCAUAAGCUAAUCAAUAAGCCAUAAAUAUUAAUAAUCACACAAUAAACGAACGAUGCAUGAAAAUUCAA
Messenger RNA from Drosophila grimshawi, 898 nucleotides. RefSeq lists its product as uncharacterized. Bases 33 to 854 code for a protein of 273 amino acids. The record is from RefSeq and is a predicted model, not a curated record. The transcript has 5 exons. NCBI's taxonomy places the organism in Eukaryota, Metazoa, Arthropoda, Insecta, Diptera, Drosophilidae.